Lindgomyces ingoldianus is the source of this 1040-nucleotide messenger RNA. RefSeq lists its product as uncharacterized. The record is from RefSeq and is a predicted model, not a curated record. Gene Ontology annotation, cellular component: mitochondrial outer membrane. Lineage: Eukaryota; Fungi; Ascomycota; Dothideomycetes; Pleosporales; Lindgomycetaceae. Bases 77 to 547 code for a protein of 156 amino acids. Gene Ontology annotation, molecular function: nascent polypeptide-associated complex binding. The transcript has 3 exons.
CAUUUGAAUACUUCCACUGCACCCCCCACUCAGAGCUUCCACACACAGAACAGAUCGCCUGAGCUAUAUUCCCAGAAUGUCAUAUGCACAAGCUGCUGCCAGUGGGCCGAAGCAGAGUCCUGAAGAGCACACAGACUCUAGUGUGCACUCCCUCAUCGACGUCGACUCACCUCACAUCUCCUCUGUCCCCUCAGACUUCGAAUCGCAAUCCGUAAAGACGGACACGCAAGCCGAGCGCAUUGAGCUCGAGCAGCGCGCGGAAGAAGCUACCGCCGAAGCCAAGUCGGUGAAGGAGAAGGCGAAAGCGAAAGCCGGACGCGGGGGACGGUAUGCCAAGGAGAAUGCAAGGAACCCCGUGCUAAUUGGGAACGCGGUGGCGGUGGGAGUCUUGGGGACCAUGCUAGGUCUGGGUGCGUACAAGAAAUGGGUGCGGGAGGAGUUGAGUUGGAAGGUUUUUGGGGCUUGGGCGGGGGUUGUGGGGUUGUUUGGGGUUGCGGAUUAUUAUGUUUCGCAAUACUUGUUCCAGAAGUACCCGCCGAAGAAAUAAGUCGUUCCUCGAACCUCCCCGACUUUCGACUAGAUCACUCAUGGAUCUCAACGACACCGACAGCGGCGGCGGUUUCCUAAGACCCCUCAAUCUGGAUCAAACCUGUCACUUUUUCCUGUCUAUCUUCAUCCGAUCUCUUUUCAUUUUCUUCAAUUUUCUCUCGAUUCGGUGGCAGCAGUAUAGCAAGCACAUUGGUUCUCAGCUCUUCUUUUGGGUGGGUCUUGUUUAAGCGGCAAGACUUGCUUUCAGAUCUGAUUCCUUGUAUAUAUGAGUCCCAUAACUCCAACACAAUUUUCAGAUAUCCCCAAAAUCCCGGACUUCAUGUUGUAAUUUCUCGCUAAAGAGUUGUGCAUGGCGGGCUUGAGGGAAGGGAAGGAUGGGGGGAGGAGAUAUAGACGUGUUUGGAGGAUGCAUUUAUGCAUCUAGGGAGAGGCGUUCUGGAGGCUUGCUCGCUAACUUAAGACACAUCCCCAAAUAGGAAAUUGUGAUUGAU